Hyposmocoma kahamanoa is the source of this 3769-nucleotide messenger RNA. RefSeq names its product ATP-dependent RNA helicase DHX8 (gene pea). The record is from RefSeq and is a predicted model, not a curated record. Lineage: Eukaryota; Metazoa; Arthropoda; Insecta; Lepidoptera; Cosmopterigidae. Gene Ontology annotation, biological process: mRNA splicing, via spliceosome; spliceosomal complex disassembly. Bases 1 to 3741 code for a protein of 1246 amino acids. Gene Ontology annotation, molecular function: RNA helicase activity; ATP binding; RNA binding. Gene Ontology annotation, cellular component: catalytic step 2 spliceosome; intracellular anatomical structure. The transcript is spliced from 14 exons.
AUGGAUGAAGUAGCGAAAUUAGAACAUCUUUCGCUGGUAUCAAAAGUUUGUACGGAGUUGGACAACCACUUAGGCUUAAAUGACAAGGAUUUAGCUGAAUUCAUCAUAGACUUGGCAGAUAAAAAUCCUGCCUUCGACGCAUUUAAAAAAGCUCUCCUUGAAAAUGGGGCAGAGUUCUCAGACUCCUUUAUGACAAAUCUGCUUCGUAUCAUACAGCAUAUGAAACCUGUUAACAAUGCUGCACAAAACAAUGACACUGAACCGAAUAACCAGAAUUCGUUGGUUAACAAAUUCCCUGGGCUUGCUAUUCCUAAUAAAAAACCAGUAUUUUCUUCUGAUGAUGAAAGCGAUGACGAUAAAGAUGAGAACAAGAGAAUCACAUCAAAAGAGAUAUUUAAGGAGGAAUCAAAAGUGAAAACCCCCUCAGAUAAUAUUGUUGACCAAGCUAUGGCUGAGUUGGAAGCUCUAGCUCCCUCCAACUCGGGACCUAGCAAGACUGAAACCAAAAUAGAAAAGAAAGAUGAGAAAAAACGAGACAGAAGUAGUAGUAGAGAUAGAAAAGACACUAGAACCAAGAGAAGAGAAUCUUCUAGAGAUAGAAGAAGUAGGCGAAGUAGGAGUAGAGAAAAAAGGAGUAGGAGUAGAGAUAGAGAUAAGAGAAGACGAUCUAGAAGUCGCCAUCGCCAUAGAUCUAGGUCUAAAGACCGACGCAGGUCGAGAGACCGUCAUAGAUCCCGCUCAAGAGGAAGGAGGUCCCGGUCAAGAGGGAAAAAGAGAUCUCGUUCAAAAGAUCGGGAGGUAAAGUACGAUUAUGGAAAAAGGGAGAGAAAACGAAGUCCUGAGGUGGAGAUGAGUGAUGAUCCAGAGCCUGGCAAGAUCUACAACGGUCGCGUAGCGAACAUCGUUCCGUUUGGCUGUUUUGUCCAAAUAGAAGGUGUCCGCAAGAGGUGGGAGGGCCUUGUGCACAUUUCACAGCUUAGGGCCGAAGGACGAGUUACCAAUGUCUCUGAUGUCGUUAACCGUGGAGACAGAGUCAAGGUGAAAGUUAUAUCUGUGACAGGCCAAAAAGUCUCUCUUACCAUGAAAGAUGUCUGCCAGGAGACAGGCAAAGAUCUGAAUCCAACAUCUCAUGCUCAUUUGGAGGCCGAACGCGAAGGGCGUAAUCCCGAUCGGCCAGCACCGGCGGCCACAGUGCUGGCUGGGCUGCAGGGUGGCCUCGACCCCGACGAGGACUCCAGCCGUAAGCGCGUCACAAGAAUCUCCAGCCCAGAGCGGUGGGAGAUUAAGCAGAUGAUAUCAUCAGGGGUAAUAGACAAGAGCGAGUUGCCAGACUUCGACGAAGAGACCGGUCUUCUACCAAAAGACGAAGAUGGAGAAGCUGAUAUAGAAAUAGAACUUGUAGAAGAAGAACCGCCGUUCCUUCAAGGUCACGGCAGGGCGUUACAUGAUCUGUCGCCGGUGAGGAUUGUGAAGAAUCCAGACGGGUCUCUGGCACAAGCUGCUAUGAUGCAAUCUGCCCUUGCGAAAGAGAGACGGGAACAGAAAAUGAUACAGAGGGAGCAGGAGAUGGAAAGUUUACCUACAGGUUUAAAUAAGAAUUGGAUAGAUCCAUUACCAGAGUCCGAUGGUAGAGCUCUAGCAGCCAAUAUGAGGGGGACUGGCAUCACUCCACAGGACCUGCCAGAGUGGAAGAAACAUGUGAUUGGUGGGAAGAAGUCAUCGUUUGGCAAGAAGACUAAUUUGUCACUGCUGGAGCAAAGGCAAUCGCUACCUAUUUAUAAGUUGAGGGAUGAAUUAACCAAGGCGGUGGCUGACAACCAGAUCUUGAUAGUGAUCGGCGAGACGGGGUCGGGCAAGACGACGCAGAUCACACAGUACCUGGCGGAGUGCGGGCUGACGGCGCGCGGCAAGAUCGCGUGCACGCAGCCGCGCCGCGUCGCCGCCAUGUCCGUGGCCAAGCGCGUGGCCGAGGAAUUCGGCUGCCGCCUGGGCCAGGAGGUGGGCUACACCAUCCGCUUCGAAGACUGCACCAGUCCGGAGACCGUCAUCAAGUACAUGACAGACGGUAUGUUACUCCGCGAAUGCCUCAUGGACCUCGAUCUCAAAUCCUACUCCGUCAUUAUGUUAGACGAAGCUCACGAGCGAACGAUUCACACUGACGUCCUAUUCGGCCUAUUAAAACAAGCGGUUCAAAAACGGCCAGAAUUAAAACUCAUUGUAACCUCAGCUACGUUAGACGCUGUAAAAUUCUCGCAAUAUUUCUUCGAAGCGCCAAUCUUCACCAUACCAGGCAGAACGUUCCCUGUCGAGGUCUUGUACACGAAAGAACCAGAAACCGACUACCUUGACGCGUCACUUAUAACAUGUAUGCAGAUACAUCUACGUGAACCACCGGGGGAUAUUCUACUCUUCUUAACUGGGCAAGAAGAAAUCGAUACGGCAUGUGAGAUACUGUAUGAACGGAUGAAAUCCCUAGGCCCUGACGUACCGGAGUUGAUAAUACUACCUGUGUAUUCCGCAUUGCCUUCCGAGAUGCAAACGCGAAUUUUCGAACCAGCCCCACCGGGAUCCCGGAAAGUUGUGAUCGCAACUAAUAUUGCUGAAACUUCGCUGACCAUUGAUGGUAUUUACUACGUGGUUGAUCCUGGAUUUGUGAAGCAGAAGGUGUACAAUUCGAAGACUGGCAUGGACUCGCUUGUUGUUACGCCUAUUUCACAGGCAGCGGCAAAGCAGCGCGCUGGUCGUGCCGGACGGACGGGUCCGGGCAAGUGCUACCGACUGUACACGGAACGCGCAUAUCGUGACGAAAUGCUGCCAACGCCUGUACCUGAGAUACAACGCACCAACCUUGCUACAACUGUGCUACAGCUGAAAACGAUGGGCAUCAACGACCUGCUGCACUUCGACUUCAUGGACGCGCCACCCGUCGAGUCCCUGAUCAUGGCACUGGAGCAGCUGCACUCUCUUUCGGCGCUGGACUCCGAGGGUCUACUCACAAGACUCGGCCGUAGGAUGGCGGAAUUCCCUCUAGAACCAAAUCUAUCAAAGAUACUAAUAAUGUCCGUCGCCCUCCAAUGUUCUGACGAAAUUCUAACCAUAGUGUCAAUGCUCAGCGUACAAAACGUUUUCUACCGACCAAAAGACAAGCAAGCACUGGCUGACCAGAAAAAGGCCAAGUUCAACCAACCUGAAGGAGACCAUUUAACGCUACUGGCAGUAUAUAACAGCUGGAGGAACAACAAGUUUUCUAACGCGUGGUGCUACGAGAACUUUGUUCAAAUUCGAACUUUAAAACGAGCGCAGGAUGUCAGGAAGCAAUUGCUUGGGAUUAUGGAUAGGCAUAAAUUAGACGUAGUAUCCGCGGGAAAGAACACCGUACGUAUCCAGAAGACGAUAUGUUCUGGGUUCUUCCGUAACGCCGCCAAGAAGGAUCCGCAGGAAGGGUAUCGCACGCUGGUAGACAGCCAAGUUGUAUACAUUCAUCCUUCGAGUGCGCUCUUCAAUCGGCAACCUGAAUGGGUAAUAUACCACGAGCUAGUGCAAACAACGAAAGAAUACAUGCGAGAGGUAACAACGAUCGAUCCGAAAUGGCUCGUCGAGUUCGCACCAGCGUUCUUCAAGUUCUCCGACCCCACCAAGCUCUCCAAGUUCAAGAAGAACCAACGCUUGGAGCCGUUAUACAACAAGUAUGAAGAACCCAAUGCUUGGAGAAUCUCGCGAGUGCGAAGAAGGAGGAAUUAACGUGCAAUCGUUGAAGUGUAUGGGCAUU